AAAAUUCAAAUUCGCUCUCUCUUCUCUCUAGCAAUGGCGCUUUCUUCAGCUUUCAAGGAGAGACUCGAUCAAAUGGAGUUCACCAGAAACCAACGACUCGAUCUUCUCCAGGCGGAGAAAGAGUUACAAGUGAACAAAUCACAGAUUUUAGCAUCGAAGCACACAAGUAUACAAUCCAUAGAACGCAGAUGUUUGAUGCUAGACCAGAAAAUCGCUGCACAAAACCUCAAGAUCACAAUUCUCAGAUCUAGCAUCGAAGAUCUCGAUUCCAAAUAUCACGGCUCUAUACAACAGUUGAGGAGCCUGAAGAGUGAGGUUGAAGAGCUGAGAGAGUUAGACGAAGAAAGGGACAAGUAUUACAAGGUGAAAUGUUCAGAGAUGAAUGAGUUUAUGCAAAAUGUUGAGAGGUUUAGAUUAGAGAACCGGUUACAAAUCGAGAACCUGAGAAACCGAAUCAAAGAGCUUAACUCAACGUUCGAGGAAAUUUAUGAGAAGAACAGUUAUCUGCAGAACACAAAUUAAGAUACCUGGAACCGUAGUUUAUCACGGUAGAACCUUCGGAUGCAAGAGUACUGGAUUCAUGACAACUAACAAGUUGUUUGAUUCUCUAGCUAAAUGUUCAAGUUGGCGGUCGAGUGAAGAAUCCUAUUAGCCUCCAAUAUUUUUGCAAAAUAUAUUGAACUGUUACAAAAUUCAAAGUCAAAAUAUAUGCACACACAUGAUAAAUGUUACGUAAUUUAUGUGGAGUCCACCGUCACUAUACACACAGUGAUUUACUUUUCUCCUUAUAUAUAAAGGAUCGAAUUCGAUCGUUGUAACACACAAUUUCAUUACUUAAAUUACAAGAGAAGUAAUAAGCAAAUCUCUCUUUUGUCUAUAUUUAUAUACACCAUAAAAUAAAGUAAUUAUUUAUAACAUGAACUUUAUAAAGAGAUAAUUCAGUUGAGAUAUUUACCUUAGCAACAGUUCAAAAUCUAGGACAAAAUCAAAAAUAGUUCCCACAUAAGUUAGUUUUCCAAUUAUUUGUUUUUGCUUAUCAUAUCAAUCUCCCCAAAAAAUCAAGUAAUUGUUUUUUAUAUUAUU
Molecule: messenger RNA, 1083 nt
Organism: Arabidopsis lyrata subsp. lyrata
Lineage: Eukaryota; Viridiplantae; Streptophyta; Magnoliopsida; Brassicales; Brassicaceae
Exons: 5
Coding region: 34-522 (162 amino acids)
Source: RefSeq, a predicted model, not a curated record